Anguilla rostrata (American eel) is the source of this 5920-nucleotide messenger RNA. Its product is annotated as protein kinase C beta type. Gene Ontology annotation, molecular function: ATP binding; zinc ion binding; diacylglycerol-dependent serine/threonine kinase activity. The record is from RefSeq and is a predicted model, not a curated record. Gene Ontology annotation, biological process: peptidyl-serine phosphorylation; intracellular signal transduction. Lineage: Eukaryota; Metazoa; Chordata; Actinopteri; Anguilliformes; Anguillidae. The transcript is spliced from 17 exons. The coding region runs from base 220 to 2241 and encodes 673 amino acids.
UUUCGUAACAUCACAUGUCAGAUCUAGUAGGAUAGCGGUGCGCUCCAAGCCUGACUGCUCACUGUACCGGUGGAAACAGCAGGGUAGCGCGCGAGGAGGGAAAGCGGCCGCUCAGUGCCGUUAACUACAGAGUCCAAGAUCUGCAAGUAGACUCUCGUUGCGAACUGAGUCACAGCAAGAAAAGCCUAAAACUUUUUUGUAUCGCUUCCGUAUUUCAAAAUGGCUGACCCUGUGCGAGAGAACAACGAUGAAGAAGGGGGCGAGCCUAUGAGGGGUUUCGCAAGACAAGGUGCCCUCAGACAGAAGAAUGUGCACGAGGUGAAAAACCACAAGUUCAUCGCGCGCUUCUUCAAGCAGCCGACUUUCUGCAGCCACUGUACGGACUUCAUCUGGGGGUUCGGUAAGCAAGGAUUUCAGUGUCAAGUGUGCUGCUUUGUGGUGCACAAGCGCUGCCAUGAAUUCGUCACCUUCUCCUGUCCCGGCGCGGACAAGGGGCCUGCAUCCGAUGAUCCGCGAAGUAAGCACAGGUUCAAGGUCCACACCUACUCCAGCCCCACCUUCUGCGACCACUGCGGCUCGCUGCUCUACGGACUCAUCCACCAGGGCAUGAGAUGCGACCACUGUAUGAUGAACAUACACAAGCGGUGUGUGGCCAACGUGCCGAGUCUGUGUGGAACAGACCACACCGAGAGGAGAGGCCGCAUCUACAUCACUGCCGAAAUCAAGAACAAUGUGCUGAAAGUCAGCAUCAAAGAGGCUAGGAACCUGGUUCCCAUGGACCCUAACGGCCUGUCGGACCCGUAUGUAAAGCUGAAGCUCAUUCCGGAUCCGAAGAGCGAGACCAAGCAGAAAACCAAGACCGUUAAGUGUUGCCUGAACCCAACGUUCAACGAGUCUUUUACAUUUAAUCUGAAGGAGUCCGAUAAGGACCGCAGGCUGUCGGUGGAGAUCUGGGACUGGGACCUGACCAGCCGGAACGACUUCAUGGGCUCCCUGUCCUUCGGCAUCUCCGAGCUGCAGAAGAACGGCGUGGACGGCUGGUUUAAGAUGCUGAGUCAGGAAGAGGGGGAGUACUUUAACGUUCCUGUCCCACCGGAGGGGGAGGAGGGAAAUGAGGAGCUCCGGCAGAAGUUUGAGAGGGCCAAAAUUGGUCCAGCCACAAAGAAGAUGGACAGCUCCUCCUCCAAUGCCAUCUCUAAAUUCGACAGCAAUGGCAACCGUGACCGCAUGAAGCUCUCCGACUUCAACUUCCUCAUGGUGCUGGGGAAGGGCAGCUUUGGGAAGGUGCUGUUGGCAGAGCGUAAAGGGGUGGAGGAGCUGUAUGCCAUAAAGAUCCUGAAGAAGGACGUGGUGGUCCAGGAUGACGAUGUGGAGUGCACCAUGGUGGAGAAGAGGGUGCUGGCCCUGUCCGGCAAACCGCCUUUCCUCACCCAGCUCCACUCCUGCUUCCAGACCAUGGACCGCCUGUACUUUGUGAUGGAGUACAUUAACGGUGGGGAUCUGAUGUACCAGAUCCAGCAGGUGGGGAAGUUUAAGGAGCCGCACGCUGUGUUCUACUCAGCAGAGAUUGCCAUUGGCCUGUUCUUUCUGCAUCUGAAAGGGAUCAUUUACCGGGACCUGAAGCUGGAUAACGUGAUGCUGGACUGCGAGGGUCACAUCAAGAUCACCGACUUCGGCAUGUGCAAAGAGAACAUGUUAGAGGGAGUGACCACCAAGACCUUCUGCGGCACACCCGAUUACAUCGCCCCCGAGAUCAUCGCCUACCAGCCGUACGGCAAGUCGGUGGACUGGUGGGCGUUCGGCGUGCUCCUGUACGAGAUGCUGGCCGGGCAGCCCCCGUUUGACGGAGAGGAUGAGGACGAGCUGUUCCAGUCCAUCAUGGAACACCACGUGUCCUACCCCAAAUCCAUGUCCAAGGAGGCGGUGGCCAUCUGCAAAGGGCUGAUGACCAAGCAUCCUGCCAAGAGGCUGGGCUGCGGGCCGGAGGGGGAGCGGGACAUUAAGGAGCACGGCUUUUUCCGUUACAUGGACUGGGAGAAGCUGGAGAACAAGGAGGUCCAGCCGCCAUUCAAACCUAAAGCAUGUGGCCGGGACGCCGAGAACUUUGACCGUUUUUUCACGCGCCACCCACCGGUGCUGACCCCGCCCGACGAGGAGGUCAUCAGCAACCUCGACCAGGACGAGUUCCAGGGGUUCUCCUUUAUUAACCCCGCGUACCCUCCCCAGGAAGCCCAGAGUUAAGGACUCUCAAAAAACAAAGAAACAAAAAAAUUAAGCAUGAGCCUCUUAGCUGAAAUUGAAUACCUGUUCAUAUGCAUGUGCACAGUUAUCAACAUGUACAUAUAAAAAGAAAAUGAAAAAAAAAAAAGCCGGUAACAUUUAGAACUGACAGGUUUGAAUGUUUAUCAGUGAAAAUAACCACUAACAAUAUCAUGUGGGACUUCUGUUAGACCUAAAUUCAGUUUUAUCAGCAAAUGAACACAUUAUAAUCAAGCUAUUGACCUGCUAGGUAACCCUUAUGUUUGCUGAAUGUACGCACCUUAUUUGCUUUUAUUUGUAUUUUUCACAGAACGCAACACAUUCUUCUUUCCCGUUGUCAAUCAUUCCAGCCUAUGCAAUGUUGAUUGCAUAGCAUUUUGUCUUUUGUCUGAUUAUGGAACCCCAUAAUCACCAGCUUCUCUGACCUUUAAGUAAUAUCUGGGAAAUUAAAUGUUGCCGUAUGGCUUUGUUCAUUUUAUGAAUUUUUUUGUUUUAUGGAAUGAAGGCUGUUCCAGAACAAAACCAAAUCUGGGACUAAAAAAAAAGAACAAAAAAUUUGCAUGAGCUUUUUUGUUGUAAAUUCUCUCUCUUAAACAAUGUAGUUAGAUUGAGACUAUAAUUAUAUUUAAUCAUAUAAUAAUAUUAUAAUCAUACACACACGAGUGAUUAAAAACAGGGUUGUUUAUUUAUUUAUUAUGUUUUGGUUUAAGCAUGAAAAGAUUAUGUUUAAAGGAUGAAAUCAUUCAAUUCUUUUGUCACUGUAAAAUGGCACUCAGCUGUAGCUGCUUGUAAAUAGUAGCUCCAUUGCUCUUCCUCUUAAAGAGACAGAAAUCUCACCCCUAGCUCCGCCCUCUCAGUGCACAUAAAUAAUAUACACCCCUGGGAAGAAAGGGAGUUCUGCCUUCUCAUCAUUGUCUGUGACACUUUAUCUACUAGGCUGGCUCAUUAUACCCCUUUCCCACUGUAGAACUGGAAUCAGGCUGGCUCAUUAUACCCCUUUCCCACUGUAGAACUGGUACCAGGCUGGCUCAUUAUGCCCCUAACCCACUGUAGAACUGGAACCAGGCUGGCUCAUUAUACCCCUUUCCCACUGUAGAGCUGAACCAGGCUGGCUCAUUAUACCCCUUUCCCACUGUAGAGCUGAACCAGGCUGGCUCAUUAUACCCCUUUCCCACUGUAGAGCUCUGACCAUUGUCAUGACUAAAGUGGAUGGGGUCAGAGGUCAGGGUGGUAUGAACAGUGUGUGCGUGUGCGUGCGUGUUUCGAAGAGAGAAGAGGUCUACUAGAAAAAGAAUGUGACAGAGGGUACAAGAAAAAAAGAAAGAGAGAAAAUGUGAGAGAGUCAGAGUCUGACAGAAAAGUGAAGGAACAGUGCCUGUAAUGUCUGACAGCCCUGGGCCUAUACCCAGGAGAAAACUAAAAUGGCACUGUUUGGGCAUCCUUAUUCACUGUUGGCUAGUACUGGGUCCUGCUCCCCUGGUAAAUACUGGGAGGCAGAGGCAGUGAUGUUGGGCAGCAGGCACACCUAGGUUUUGACUGAAGAGCUUUGGUUUGGAAUAGGACAUGUCCAGCUAAAAUUCCCUUUAGAGUAUUCGAUAAAUAACUUCCAUGGCAAAUGUUUUAAAUGCAUACGCUGCGUGCAUUGCAUGAUUCAGAUUCAGGUUGCUGGUAAAAGCUUGUACAUCAUUUAUAAGAGCAGCCAGGAAGGGAUGACACACACACCCACACACAGCUGUGCGAGAGUCUUAGACCAGUUUUGAUUGAAGUUUUACUCAGAUGUGUAAGAAAGCUGAAAAGUUGAACUCGGUGUGAGUGCUCCUUGAGGGAAAGAACAUCUGCUGGAGUACUGCACAACAUACCUUAAAUAUACCUUAUAGUUGGCAUGUCAUUCCUUCAAAAAACUCAGAAAUUCGUCUUGGGAAAAGAAUUAUCUCAAACUCCUGUGGAAUGAGGUUCUAGGCUCCUUUUCGGACUUACCACAGGUUUUUACAUUUUUACAUUUAUUCCCAUGAAUAUCAAUUCAGGUCCAGUGAUAUGCUACACAUACACAGACACACACACUUAACUGUUCUCUUGUGUGGUGUAGUGCACUUAGUAUGCAGGACGUGUCUCUUCCUCAGAAAUGCUAUUUUCUUUGUCUGCAGCCAAGGCUAAUCCGUGGUCGACAGUACUGAGCAAGCUUUGCAGUGCUGACAAGGGUUUGGUUCUGUAACUCCCACAGUGACCACACAGCCAAUCAGACACCAGUCUCCCACCUUCCGGAGAAACAAAUUCCCCACCAAUUACAACUGGAAAUUACUGUCCACCGUUACAAACUGAUACAAUUCUCCCAGUCUACUUCUGUCAUCUGCAAUGGUCAUUUUCUAGUUGUGGAAACUAUCUGUGAAUGACUGCUAUUUCGUAUCUUAUCUGUAUUAGUAUGAAGGACAAGUGUGGCGAGCACAGCUGCUGAAUGACCACGUUUCUGCUGUUUUUCUUUUUUGCUGUUUGCUUCAGCCUCUGCUGUUAAUUACACAUUUAAUUGCUUUAAUUAGCAUAAUCACUUAUUCAGAUUUACCCAUUUCCACAUUUGUACAAAUGAGCAAAAAAUCAAGGAUUAUGCUAGUGCCCUCUCUGUAUUUAAGAACUAGUCUACUGCUGUGUGUUUGUAUGUUUAAACAUACAAUUUCAAUAUUUAAAUAUAAAUUUUAACCUGUCCACACAAUUUUUACGUCCCAGGUUAUAAUAAACACUGCCAGCUUCCCACUGUCCUUGAAAUUAAACGUAAAAAAUAUAUAUCAAUUUUGCUUGCUGAUUAACUAGGUUGACAAGCAUGAUACAAGCAUAUCAAGCCAUGCUACAUCAAUGCGCUAGCAAAUUGAAUAGCAUUCCACAACCAGAAGUCAAAUACCACAAGUAACUUCCUUCUAAAUUUAUGUCCAUCUCAUAAACAUUUUCCCCGAAGUAGCCCUUGCUAUUGUACCAAAACGAAUUCAUGAAAACCUUACAGUUGCCCUUAAAAUGUCAUUGAAUAGUUGGGGAAAACAUGAACCUGCUUUUAUUUUAUCUUAUGUGUUAUCUUUUAUUUUACCCGGAAAAAAAUCCAUCAAGUCUUUUAUAAAAGGGGGCCAAACAUAGUCAACAGUAAUAAUGCCAGUAAGGUACACUGUAAAAUGUCCGAAGUAAAUUCAACUCCAGCAGUUUGUCCCGCUCUGUUCCAGACCAUUCUGUGCUGAGCGUGCAAUUAACACGGGACAUUUUACUGUGAUUGACUCUGAUCAAGAGUCUGAUCAAGAGUCAAUUGUAGUUGUUUCACAUUCCUGCCAAAAUCAGUGUUUAGUUUAUUACAGGGCUUUAAUAUGUUUGUGUCUCAGAACAGUGUCAAACUAUAUCAGUAUAUGCAUAUGUGCUCAGUAUUGUAACAAAAAAAGGAUGUUUAUAGUUUAUUUGUGGAUUUAAAAAAAAAAAUGUAUAACUCCAUGUUAUACUUCAACAUAUUAAGAGCCUUGUGCAUGAAUUAUUAACUGAAGACUGUGAUCUCAUGCUAUAUUUGACCAUCAGCGCUUACGUGAAUGCUUCGAGUUAUUGUGUGUGCUGUGUACACUAUAUCUCAAAUGCUAUUAAUGUGCCUGAGUGUUUUUAUUUUUUCAUAAGGCAUGAAUGAAAUAAAACCUCAACAUGA